This is a messenger RNA of Nanorana parkeri, 1796 nucleotides long. It is a transcript of the gene OAT, whose product is annotated as ornithine aminotransferase. Gene Ontology annotation, molecular function: L-ornithine transaminase activity; pyridoxal phosphate binding; identical protein binding. Gene Ontology annotation, cellular component: cytoplasm. NCBI's taxonomy places the organism in Eukaryota, Metazoa, Chordata, Amphibia, Anura, Dicroglossidae. The record is from RefSeq and is a predicted model, not a curated record. Bases 83 to 1399 code for a protein of 438 amino acids. The transcript is spliced from 10 exons.
UGUUCUUAGCUGGGUGAGCUCGGCAGGUGUGUGGUCGGUGACAAGCAAUCCAGGAGUGUGAAAUCUGCUCAGCCCUUCCAAGAUGUUCUCCAAACUCGUCCAAAGACGCACCUUGGGUGCUCUCUGCAACCUCCGGGCUUCUAUCAGUUCAGCUGGACCAGUGGCCACCGAAAGUCCUGUGGAAGAUGCAUUGUCUUCUGAAUAUGUGUAUGACAGAGAAGCAAAGUAUGGGGCGCACAACUACCACCCUCUGCCUGUUGCUCUAGAAAGGGGAAAAGGUGUGUAUGUUUGGGAUGUAGAAGGCCGGAGAUAUUUUGACUUCCUAAGUGCAUACAGCGCUGUGAACCAGGGACACUGCCAUCCCAAGAUUGUUAACGCUUUGAAAUCCCAAGCGGAUAAACUGACUCUUACAUCUAGGGCUUUCUACAAUGAUGUCCUUGGGGAAUAUGAAGAGUACAUAACAAAAUUAUUCAACUACAACAAAAUUCUCCCCAUGAAUACAGGUGUUGAAGGUGGCGAAACUGCCUGCAAAUUGGCCCGGAAGUGGGCCUACACUGUGAAAGGAGUUCCCAAGUACAAGGCUCAGAUUAUAUUUGCAGCUGGCAACUUCUGGGGCAGGACCAUGUCUGCUAUAUCGUCCUCCACAGACCCAUCCAGCUAUGAGGGCUUUGGACCAUUUAUGCCUGGAUUUAAAGUAAUUCCAUAUAAUGACCUUCCUGCCCUUGAGCGAGCUCUGCAGGACCCCAAUGUGGCAGCUUUCAUGGUUGAACCUAUUCAGGGUGAGGCUGGUGUCAUUGUUCCUGAUGAAGGUUACAUGACUGGUGUGAGACAGCUGUGCUCAGCGCAUAAUGUGCUGCUCAUUGCUGAUGAGGUGCAGACUGGAUUGGCCAGAACUGGGAAGAUGCUUGCCGUAGACUAUGAGAAUGUUCAUCCAGAUAUUGUGAUCCUUGGAAAAGCUUUGUCAGGAGGAGUGUAUCCGGUUUCUGCUGUUCUUUGUGACGAUGAGGUGAUGCUCACAAUCAAGCCAGGAGAACAUGGAUCCACCUAUGGUGGCAAUCCAUUAGCUUGCCGUGUGGCAAUUGCUGCUCUGGAGGUGAUUGAGGAGGAGAAGUUGUCAGAGAAUGCCAGAUUGAUGGGAGAACUGCUGAGAGCAGAGCUUAUGAAGGCACCAUCAGACAUAGUGACCGCUGUCAGAGGAAAGGGUCUGCUUAAUGCCAUUGUCAUCAAACAAACAAAAGACUGCGAUGCCUGGAAGGUGUGCCUCCGACUCCGUGAUAAUGGACUCUUGGCCAAACCCACACAUGGAGACAUCAUCAGACUGGCACCACCACUGACCAUCAAUGAAGAAGAGAUUCAGGAGUGCACUGAAAUUAUCCACAAGACCUUGCUUUCAUUUUGAGCAGUCUUUAUGGAGGCAUAAAAGUUUAAUUCUGCUUUCUCAUGUCUUGGCUCACUGACUGGAAACUCUAAGUGUUUAGAGUGCUUUUAGAAUUGGUCCAAUGGACACUUGUCUGCUCUCUACUGAUCCCAUGGGCAGUGAUCUGGUAGUCACUGCUGCACACAGAUGGGCAGUAGACUGAAGGUAUAAAGGAUUGGAAUAUGGUCCAGAUUACCAGUAGUUCUGGUGCUGGAAAUGUGUUUAAGGAAGUUACAUGUAUGCUAUGUAGUAUCCAUCUGCAGUACAACGUGCUGUAUAUAAUGUAGUGUUUAUAAAAGUAACAGUUAUUUAAUAUUUCAUAUUUCUAGAGUUUAUAGUUUGCUUUAUGUAAAAUGUGAAUAAACAUGGCUUGUUCUUG